AUGUGGAAGCCAAAGCUUAAUUUCAUCUCCCUUCACUAUGUGUGGAUUUUAUUCUGUAGCCUACUGUCAUGGGUGAUUCUAUUUCCGUACGGCAACUUGGCCGCCGUGGACGCCUUCUUCUUCGGCUGCAGUUCGUCGACAGAGUCUGGACUGAACACCAUUGAUGUGAAGGACUUGAAGACUUAUCAGCAGGUGUACAUUUACGUGAUUCCUAUGAUCACCAACUUGAUGUUUGUCAACAUUGUCGUGGUCGUAGCGCGUCUGUAUUGGUUCCGGCAGCGUCUUCGAAAUAUUGCUCCUAGUUCACUCAGAAGAUAUGGCGGCGAAGACGUAGAGGCCAACACAGAGUCGGAACGAAAGCUCGGUGAAGAGAGUGAGAAGCCAUUGCAGCACGAAGCAGCUCCAUUACCAGAGCAUUCCUUCCAGGCAUCUGGAAACGAGGACGCAUCCCAUGAGAUGGACGAACAGCCCAAAACUACAUCUAGGCCGACUAACAUCACCUUCGACGACCACCUGCCAGUACCUAGGCCUCUUGUUCGUGCAGAUACCACUGUGCUUCACGUACCUGGGCCCAUAGAUCGCAUCAAUGACACUGACGCCAUCCGACCUGUUCGAAGGGCAUCGACUGGCCUAUCGAGACGGAGAUCGCACCACGCUAAUGGUCCUGCAAUGCGUGCGGCCCUCUCCAUCGAGAAGGUUGCUUCUUCGAUGCUGGUCUUGGGACAGACAAGACACACCGAUACCGAAUCACGUCGCUCUGGCACGUUCAGCCGCUCCCGCACCAUAGACCUUCCCAGACUAUCUCAACAGGUUACCGUCGGUCGCAACUCCCAAUUCUUCAACCUCACCGAACAAGACCGCGAGACCCUUGGCGGCAUCGAGUACCGGAGCCUGAAGCUCCUGCUCAAGAUCAUAUCUAUCGUCUGCCUCGUGUCAUGGAUCCACAACGCACCGUCAAAGUACAAGGACGUCCUGGCUCAGAGCGCGCAGGACCGGACCUGGUGGGCCAUCUACUCGGCGCAGACCAUGGUCGACAACCUGGGCUUCACGCUCACGCCGGACUCGAUGGCGAGCUUCAGGGACGCGACCUGGCCUAUGCUCGUCAUGACGUUCCUUGCUUUUGCGGGAAACACCUGCUACCCCGUCUUCCUCCGCCUCGCCAUCUGGGUCAUGUCAAAAGUCGUCCCCCGGAAUUCGGCCACCAGGGAGCAUCUCCAGUUCCUGCUGGACCACCCGAGACGGUGCUACACGCUCUUAUUCCCCAGAAAGCCGACCUGGAUCCUCUUCGGGAUAGUUUUCGCCCUCAACUUCAUCGAUGUCCUGCUGAUCAUCGUCCUGGACCUCGACAAUGCGGCCGUCAACGACCUACCCAUGGGCCCGCGCAUCUUAUCCGCGCUCUUCCAGGCUGCUUCCGCGCGUCACACUGGUACCGCCACGCUGAACCUCUCCCUCGUCAACCCGGCUGUGCAAUUCAGUCUCUUGUCCAUGAUGUACAUUGCCAUCUACCCGAUUGCCAUCAGCAUCCGUGCUUCCAACACAUACGAGGAGAAGGCGCUGGGCAUCUACAGCGACGACAGCCAGCUCGACGAGAGUAACGGCGCAUCAUACAUCAUGUCUCACGUCCGCAACCAACUCAGCUUUGACCUGUGGUACAUCUUUCUGGGAACUUUUUGCAUCUGCAUCGCAGAGUCGGAACGGAUCAUGGAUCUUAACGAGCCAGUUCGUUCUUCCCACUCCCUAUGCCAAUCAAUCUUACCUCAAUCACUGACAUGUAUUCUUGACUUAGGCCUUCUCCGUGUUCCCAGUCUUCUUCGAAGUCGUCAGCGCAUAGCAAGUAUCCCGACCCCCAACGAUCCCACGUCUUUUAUCGCUCACUAA
Molecule: messenger RNA, 1878 nt
Organism: Colletotrichum scovillei
Lineage: Eukaryota; Fungi; Ascomycota; Sordariomycetes; Glomerellales; Glomerellaceae
Product: low-affinity potassium transport protein
Exons: 6
Coding region: 1-1878 (625 amino acids)
Biological process (GO): intracellular potassium ion homeostasis; potassium ion import across plasma membrane
Cellular component (GO): plasma membrane
Molecular function (GO): high-affinity potassium ion transmembrane transporter activity
Source: RefSeq, a predicted model, not a curated record